Penicillium diatomitis is the source of this 813-nucleotide messenger RNA. RefSeq names its product DNA replication protein PSF2 (gene psf2). Lineage: Eukaryota; Fungi; Ascomycota; Eurotiomycetes; Eurotiales; Aspergillaceae. The record is from RefSeq and is a predicted model, not a curated record. Gene Ontology annotation, biological process: DNA replication; double-strand break repair via break-induced replication. Gene Ontology annotation, cellular component: GINS complex; nucleus. The transcript has 3 exons. The coding region runs from base 1 to 813 and encodes 270 amino acids.
AUGGCCUUUCCAUUACCGCGGGGCAUCGUCGCCUCGGAGAUCGCCUUUCUGGCGGAGAUGGAGACCGUGACAGUGGUGCCUCGACAGCGCCUCGAAGGGCUGGAAUUACUCGGGGGCCCUAUUGAACCUCUUGUACCACCGCGUCGCGCAUCUCUUCCUCUGUGGCUUGCCUUACUAUUGAAACGCCAACGCCGCGCCAAUAUUAUUCCUCCUUCGUGGCUUCACCCUGAAUCCCUUAGUCUGAUUCUAGAAGUCGAAUCACAACAUCAAGACUACAAGAAUGCGUUCUCCCCUCCCCCACCAUUACCCGGCCAGCCUAGCGUUCGAGACCAGGGACUCGAACCAACAGCACGACCACAAUACACACUAGACGGCAACAGAUACUACGCAGCCCCGCCAUUCCUACCUCAAAAUACAGCCCAAACAACAGUUUCGUCGGGAGAACCGCCCGCAUUACCUUUCCACUGGAUAGAAGUUGGAAACAUGCUGCUCGACUCUGCCAGUGACGAUCUGAUGGAUCCUGGUCAAAUCCGGCGGUUGCUGAAAGAUCUACGGGAAGUGCGCAUGGCUAAGAUGCGGUCCGGCGUGGAUGUCCUUGACGACGCUGCCAUGGGUGGAGGCGGAGUUGCGUUGACAGGCGUCGGGGCCAUGGAACUGGGCGACGAACGAGGCUUCUUGUCUGGAGUCGUUGACGGCCUUCGCAAAAUUGGCGCAUCCAAAGAGCAAGCCCGCCGAGAACAACUGGCAGAGCAAAGAGCCAACGGCGGCUACAAUGGGACCCAGGAUGAAGAAGAGGACUACAUGGAGUUCUGA